GCUUGAUGACGUAAGGGAGUCGCCUCUUGUUCCCGCUGCCGGAGGGAAGGCGAAGGAGCCGGCGGCCUUCUGCAAUGCCCGCUUUGGAGGGAAGGAGCCCGGAGCCAGAGAACUGCCAGGAGUCGAGGGAAGGGGCCUCGCCAGGAGAUAUCCCAUGCUGUCCCGCCAUGUACAGAGACUGGGCAGAGAGAGGAAUUUCCACUGGAAUCUUGCUCAAAGCCUCCUCCAGAAUGGGCAACCUCUUCAGUGCAUAAAGAGAACCGGACACGAUUCGUGGGCUUUUGAUCUCUACACACAUUCUCAGGACUUCAUUACUGGCUGGAGGCUUCCUCUGUCCUGGAACUGGCAGCUCCCCACCUUUGUGCAGAAUUGUUCCAUCCAUUUGUGUGCUGCUAAGAUGAAAUCGGAGGAUGACGAGCCAUCUUUAAAAAGGAAAAAAAGCAGUGGGGAUGAGGACAUUAUUUUCAGUCCUGGUGAACUCCUGAAUACCUCUUCUUCAAACAAAGCACCAUCAUCUCAACAUAAGGAAGAAAGCACGAAAAAAUCAAGAGUAGGUUUGCUUAAGCGACACUGGGAAUACUUCUGUCAGCAAAGCAAAAAAAUGAAGACGAUUGAAGAAGAAACACAACUCAAUCAGGAUAAUAAAGACUCACGGGAAAAGUUUGAUUUUACUGUUAUGUCAUACAACAUCCUUUCCCAGGACUUGUUAGAAGACAACUCCCACCUGUAUAAACACUGUCAACAUCACCUCCUCACUUGGAACUAUCGGUUUCCCAACAUUCUUGCAGAGAUCAAGAAACUCAAUGCAGAUGUACUUUGUUUACAAGAAGUCCAAGAAGACCAGUAUGGAACACAGAUCAAGCCAAGCUUGGAAGCUCUGGGCUAUCAUUGUGAGUAUAAGAUGAGGACUGGCAGGAAACCAGAUGGCUGUGCCACUUGCUUCAAGACCUCCAAGUUCAGCCUCCUGUCUUCAAACCCAGUGGAGUUCUUCCGCCGCAACAUCCCGCUCUUGGACAGGGAUAAUGUGGGCCUGGUGUUGCUCUUGCAGCCUCGGUUUUACUGCAAGACUGGUGCCACUAUUUGUGUGGCCAACACACAUCUGCUGUAUAAUCCAAGACGUGGGGACAUAAAGUUGACCCAGCUGGCCAUGAUUUUGGCAGAAAUUUCCAAUGUUGCCAUUCGGGAAGACGGGCGCUUCUGCCCCCUUGUCUUCUGUGGUGACUUCAAUUCCGUCCCUCAUUCUCCACUGUACAAUUUUCUAACGGAAGGAAAGCUGAAUUAUGAAGGACUGGCAAUAGGGAAAGUAUCUGGCCAGGAGCAGUCUCCAAGGGGCAAUAGGAUACUCACUAUCCCCAUUUGGCCUCAGAGCCUUGGCAUUUCUCAGGACUGUAUGUAUGAGGAGCAGGAGAGGCAACUGGGAAAAGAGAAAGAAAAAAAAGAGAUUAAAGAAGAAAGUUCAAAAAAAUCAGAGGAUAUCCUAAUAGUAACAGAUAGGUUACCAACAGACUUACAUCACAGUUUUCAACUGUCUUCAGUCUACUCUCAUUAUUUUCCUGAAACUGGAAUUCCAGAAGUAACAACUUGCCACUCUAGAAGCUCAGUCACGGUGGAUUACAUCUUCUAUUCUGCAGCAAAGGAUGGCAGAACUGAUGGAUCAGGAGCUGGAUGUGUUUUUGAUGGCGGUCUGAACCUCCUUGGUCGAUUGUCUUUGGUCACUGAGCAAGAUCUGUGGGCAGUCAAUGGACUUCCCAACAAAAACAACUCUUCUGAUCACCUCCCACUCCUCGCUAAGUUCCAGCUGGAGGAAUAACACCCAGAUCAUUAAGACUGGUUUAUCUUUCCUCCAUCCACAAAGACUCAAAACAACUGGAGAGAACACGCCUCCUUUGUGAGCUUUUUAAAUAAGACAUAUUUUGUCAAUUAUCACCAUCACACAGAUAAAGAAGCAAAUUCUACUUUUACAUCAAGGCAUCUUUUUAAAAAUAAUGGAAAGUAUUUGUGCUGUAUUUUUUUAAGAAAUUCAAUUGGUUUUCAAAGUUAUGAUAUAAAGUGUUUUUUUU
This is a messenger RNA of Anolis sagrei ordinatus, 2060 nucleotides long. RefSeq names its product angel homolog 2 (gene ANGEL2). Gene Ontology annotation, biological process: 3'-UTR-mediated mRNA stabilization. Gene Ontology annotation, molecular function: mRNA 3'-UTR binding; 3'-5'-RNA exonuclease activity. NCBI's taxonomy places the organism in Eukaryota, Metazoa, Chordata, Lepidosauria, Squamata, Anolidae. The record is from RefSeq and is a predicted model, not a curated record.